CGAACUCCCACUCGAUAACUAUACGUACAGUUGCCGCAGGGCCCGGGGGUUCCGCCUUCAUCCGAGCUCGUCGCUACUAGCGAAGAUAUUGAGGCCUAGCUUAGAGCCUCAAUAUGCUGCCCUCCGUGAUCACGUUCAACGCGCUUCCAGCGCCGAAGUCGCCCACGAGAUGGCACUUUGACCUCCGUUACCUCCCUCUUGAGCCCAAGCCCUAUCAUAUCCUACUCAUAUCACGCGUCGACGAGACAUCGGGCCACAUAGAGAAGCUGCCGAUCGGCUGUCCUGCGGAUCGCGACGGGCUGGAAUUCUUUCCAGACACGCCAGCAGAUGCCGCGCCUACCGUUGCACGAGCACUUGUAGAGCUGUUCAGCACGAAGGCAACUCUUGGGAAGGAACGCCCCUCGCGAUUGAUGACUCCGGAUACAGGCCUUGCAGCGGAGGUGGGAAAGGAGCUCAGACGCAUCGGUGUCUCCGCUCGCGAGCUUCAUAACGUGGCGAAGUCGACGCCCACGGCCAUAUCGACCUCGAACCGACUUUUCGAGCCUGUGUGGCAGCAGAUGCUGCGCGAAGCGAAGUUCCAUGGUGUCUUCGCCACCGUGCUCAGUAUGCCGGAGUACAUCAACAUGUCGAACAUCAAGUUGCGCGCGCCCGAGCGUUUGAUGACAGAAGGUCCGGACGCGGGGCAGUUGACAAGGGAGCAGAAGGAAUUCUUGGGGAUACUGGAAUACAUCAAGAAAUGGUUCGAGGCACGCCCACCGUCGGACAAGAUCGACUAUUGCUCCGUCGAUAUUAUGGCCAUGAACGCACGCCGGGCACUCGCGGAAUACUUUCCCGAGAAUCCUGCUGAGGAGGUCAAGGACGACGCCGAUGAGGGUGAGGCGUGGGCUGCUUUGGAUUAUGCGCUUAGACUCAUGACAAAGCCCAAGAAUGAGCGCAAUCGCCAGAUGAUCCACAAAUACUUGAUGACAGCCAUACAUCCCUCUGACGAAGACUCUACCGAAGAUUUCCUCGCCGACAUCGCAUCUACGGCUCACGCCAUUCUCGUCCACUGGUGUGCGCGCGCCGCCGAGAACGAGAUCCGGUCUCGCUACCUCUUCGCUGCCUGUCAUCACGCAGAACAAGCGCUUAUUCUCGCAAAGAAGGUGUCGCCCGCUGACAGAUACGCCUCGCCGUUGGUGCUUGUAUUCCUUCGCGAUGGCUUCGCACCGCAUCUGGUCCCCGGGUCCGAGCAUGCCGUCCCUGCGCUGGUCGUGUACAAGCAGUGUCGCAUAGCGUACAAGAUGCGCAACGAUCAAAUGAGGAAGGAAAAGAGAAAGAUGGAUGCCAAGCGUGAGAAGGAGCCGAAUCGCUAUCGUUGUGCCAAUGCUGGCUGUGGAAUCCUGGCGGAGGCGGGAAAAAUGCUAAAGCAGUGCGCCGGCAAAUGCGACAUCGACCAGAAGCCGCACUACUGCAGCAAGGAGUGCCAGCGCGCCGACUGGAAGAACCACAAGGAGUUUUGCAAGCCGGGCAUGCCGCGGUCGUCGACAGACAUGGACGCGAUAGAUGGGCCAGAUAUCGUUGGGGCAGGAGACUUCACGAUACCUAUCACGGGCGCCAAUGGCCAAACGACAUACAUCAGCUCAUCUACCAUGUCGCCCGAGGAGCUCAGGGAGUUUAGGGACGUUGCAAUGCUUCGAGAUCUGCCAGGUGGCACGCUGCCAAGUUUCGAGAAGUACUACGUCUGAUGUUCUUCUGUGUAGAUACCUCCUUUUCUCAUUGUUUACUGAAUGAUAUAUCCAACUACUGACUCUGAUACGGC
This is a messenger RNA of Schizophyllum commune H4-8, 1798 nucleotides long. RefSeq lists its product as uncharacterized. The coding region runs from base 114 to 1724 and encodes 536 amino acids. Lineage: Eukaryota; Fungi; Basidiomycota; Agaricomycetes; Agaricales; Schizophyllaceae. The record is from RefSeq and is a predicted model, not a curated record. The transcript has 3 exons.